Messenger RNA from Bactrocera tryoni, 2249 nucleotides. RefSeq names its product homeobox protein goosecoid (gene Gsc). The record is from RefSeq and is a predicted model, not a curated record. The transcript has 3 exons. Bases 519 to 1928 code for a protein of 469 amino acids. Lineage: Eukaryota; Metazoa; Arthropoda; Insecta; Diptera; Tephritidae. Gene Ontology annotation, molecular function: DNA-binding transcription factor activity, RNA polymerase II-specific; RNA polymerase II cis-regulatory region sequence-specific DNA binding. Gene Ontology annotation, cellular component: nucleus. Gene Ontology annotation, biological process: regulation of transcription by RNA polymerase II.
UUUUCUAAAUUGAAACGCGCGUGUAUGUAGACGGUGCAGUGGUGAAUCAGUGAAUUAACUGUGUCGUUUUAUUGAGCGCGUAAGUGCGUGUGCUCUUGUUAAUAAAGUGUAAGAGAUUACCUGAUUACCAGAUUAGACCAAUGCUGAUUAUUAUAUGAAAAAAGUGAAUAAUUACAACAAAAUCAAAAAUAACUCAGCUUUUGCUGACAAAAAGUUUUAAAAUAUAGAAACUGACUCAGUAAAUAAGAAGUAUACAGAUUUUUAGUGUUCGAGUACAAAUAAAAACCGCCAAAAUUCUGUCCUCAUUGUGGAAUGCGCCCACCCAGCUGGUCGGUGGAUUGGAUUCAAAAGGCGCCAAGCAUCCAAAAUUCAAAAUAACAGUGGUCAGUACACCGAGUCCAUCACCGACGUCGCCUCCACCAACACCACCCCCAUUGUCGUUAUCGUUGCCGUUGACAUCACAUAACGCAACCAUUGCCAUCAGUAAUUCAGGUUUGCUUCAUAACAACAACAGCGAUAUGGUUGAGACGACCACUCCGCCCAGUGGAGUUGCUGUGAAGCGUUAUGCCGUCGGCAUAGUUGGCUCGGGGAGUCCGCUCAGCGAGCACCAGCUUCAGCAUCAACAUUAUCACCAGCAGCAACAACAACAACAACACCAGUUGCAGCAACAAUUUCAACAACAGCCGUCUAACUUACAACAUAUGAGUCAAAGUCGUCAAAGUUCGCGAUCUCCACCGUCAAGUACGCCAAAUGCCGCAUAUUUGACCACCGCAAUGCUUUUAAACUCGCAACAAUGCGGUUACUUGGGCCAACGAUUGCAAUCGGUAUUGCAACAACAACAACAAAAUCAGUUGCAGCAACAUCAACAUCAACAGCAUCAGCAAUCGCAAUCACAAACUCCCUCUUCCGACGAUGGCUCGCAAUCAGGCGCCACCAUCAUUGACGACGAGCGCCCACACAGACCAGCGGCUGGUACGGCUACAGCGGCGGCAGCAGCGGCUUCGCUCUUUACAAUUGACAGUAUUUUAGGUGGUUCAAGAUCUACAGUCAAUAGUAAUAUUAUUAACAACAGCAACAACAAAACCAACAAUAGUCAUAUAGUUAUCGGUGGCACGAAACGUUCCGAUUCCCCCGCCUCACCUAGUUCUAACUCGAGUUCAGCUGCAACAAGUCCUAUACGACCGCAAAGGGUUCCUGCCAUGUUGCAGCAUCCCGGCUUGCAUUUAGGUCAUCUAGCUGCAGCGGCAGCUAGCGGAUUCACCGCCUCUCCAUCCGAUUUUUUAGUUGCUUACCCGAACUUCUAUCCGAAUUACAUGCACGCCGCCGCGGUCGCUCAUGUGGCUGCAGCGCAAAUGCAGGCACAUGUCAGCGGUCACGGUGCCGCGGCGGCCGCAUUGGUAGCGCACACACAUCCCCACCAUGCGCAUCACUUGCACCAUCCGCAUCACCCGCAUCAUCAUGUGGCGCAUCAUUUGGGUCAUGGGCCGCCCCCGAAGCGAAAGCGCCGUCAUCGCACCAUUUUCACCGAGGAGCAAUUGGAGCAGCUGGAGGCGACUUUCGACAAGACACACUAUCCCGAUGUGGUAUUACGUGAGCAGUUGGCGCUGAAAGUGGAUCUUAAAGAGGAGCGCGUGGAGGUGUGGUUCAAAAAUCGUCGCGCCAAGUGGCGUAAACAGAAGCGCGAGGAACAGGAGCGCCUGCGUAAGUUGCAGGAGGAGCAGUGCGGCGGCGCCAGCAACACGCCGGCAGGGGCCUCGGUCGCCUCGGGUAUUGCCUCGGUGAACGCCAACGGCGCGGUAAUGGCCGCUGUGGCGAAUCUGAAAUGUGCCGCCGAGGAUUAUGCCAGUCAACUUAGUCACCACAUUAAAACCGAUCCGAAUAGCUAUAACAGCGAUGCGGAUGAGUCAUCCGACCUGGAGGUGGCAUAAAACUCUGUUCACCAGUUAUUUGUACAUAUGUAGAUUUCCACAUUAAUUUCAAAAUAGUCUGUACCAUAUAAUUUAGUUGAUAUCUACUUGGACCAAAAUAGUAUUUGUAAAGUUUCAAAUUUGUGCAUUUAGACGUUCCUACACACCGGUGUAUAUACUUAGAUAAAAGCAAAACUGUAUGUGAGUAAGUGGCGCAUUUGUUUUUUGUCCAAAAAAUCAAUUUUAUAAUAUAAAUUUUGAAUAAUUUUAUGAAACGCGUGUGAAUGUCCGUCGCUAAUUAUGUAUUUACUAUUGUAUAUAUGUAUGUAUGUGGUGUGUAUG